GAGUUACAGCAGGAAGUCAGUUCAUUCCCAGCGCGAGGGCUGUGUGGAGCUGAGGCUGAUUCCCGGUGUGGGAUCUCUGUGAGAAGAGGAAAGCCGCCGCUCACUCGCUCACUGUUGGGUUUCGCCGGGUUGAUGGCCUCUCCGCUCGUCAUGCACUGGCCGCUGGUGUGCGGGGCCCUGGCCGCCCUCCUGCUGUGUGCGGGCCUCAGCCUGGGUGCAGGGAUCUGCGAAGAUAGAAAGAACUGCACUACCUGUCUUUCAACAGCGGACCAGAACGUGAGCUGUUUCUGGCAGGAAUGUAAAGGGAAUUCUUCUUGUGUCAACGCUUCGCUCCAUGUAUUGGUCAACUGCUCAGCCUUGAACGAAUCAUGUCAAGCCCCUACAACUCCAUCUACAACUACAAUUCCUACUCCUACUUCAACCAAUUCUUCUUCAAACUCAUCAACCACAGUUCCCCCCACUGUGAAUACUACUACAAUCAUUACAUCGACACCAACCACUGCCCAUUCCACAGGUACUACUAAUGGGACAACUGCUGUGCCUCCAUACAAGAAGACCUCUACGUUUGAUGCCGCAAGCUUCAUUGGUGGUAUUGUGUUGGUGCUUGGAUUGCAAGCUGUUGUAUUCUUUGCGGUCAAGUUCUGCAAGACCAAGGAUAGAAACUACCACACACUCUAAGAGCUGCUGCAAGUCCCAGCAUCACAGCUGUUGUGUUGGUCUGCUGUGUAUAGUUUAAGUUGCUGGAGAUGACAUGCCACUCUUUAAUUAGCCAUAUCUUAAUGGUGUAAAUAGUUAAAAUUUUUCUGUGAUUUUGGUUUUGCCUUGACAUUGUAACUUGUGGACUAGACUCAAACCACGUUUAUGUACUGGCCAUGAGGAUUUAGUGAAAACAAUUAAACCAUGCCUUAAGUAAACGUGGCCUUAAUACCUGUUAUUUUCUAAACCCAUAGGAAAUGGGUUGCCUCCAAACUAUGAAGUUUUAUUCAUGGAAGUAUAUCUUCUGUUUAAAUUUUUUCAGUGUUUUCCUUAAUGUAGAGCUGCCAACCAGCUUGAUGUCAAAUUCCAAUACGUACAUGCACAUUCUGUAGCCCACUUUAAGCAGAGAAUGUCUCAUUGCAGAUUUAAUGUUGCAAGCUGAAUUUGAAUCCCUCCUCCCCCGUUCCAUUGAAUUGUUUGCAGUAGAUCCAAACAUUUGUCAAUUAUGCCUGGUUUAUAUCUCUGAAAUAACACUCCAGUCUAUGUGUAGCGUGUGUGAUCAUUCUCAAUUUGCCAUACAUAAAAAUACAAAUCUGGAAGCAUGUUACCUGAUUGACGUCCGCUUUUGACUGUUUGGAGGAUUUAUUUUGUUCCGACAUUUUAAGGAAAAGGUAUUCCAUAUUGCUGUUUUGUGAAAUAUUGCAUGUUAUGGUAUGUUGGAGGUUUUGCAAAUGGAAAUAAUUUGCGUUCCUUUUAAGCCAUUUGUGUGAAGCUGAAAAGAAUUGGGAUGGUUUCAGAUAUGCAAGUAGAAUAUUUUUCUUGGAGCAGUGGCAACUAAAGUUGUCAGCUCUUGCAAUGACCUCAGUGAAAAGAAUUUAGCCAUUUAGUUUGGAAUUGUUUUGUUGUGUGAAAAUCAGAAGACAAUCAUUUCAGAUGUGAGAUAUUAGAAUCUAAAAGAUGUUAUUGUUGAUUCUGGGAUUGGUGUUUUUUUGAUAUAUCUUGGACCUUGACAUUAGUGCAUGUUAUAACCAUUCACAAUAAGUGGCUUCAGGUUGGAAGUAUGAGCUCCCGUUGUACAACUUGCACAUGAAAGGGAUUAACUGUAACUGGUAAUCUACAGACUUAAUACGUAAGCAAAAAGUGGUGGUGAACAAUUAUUGACCCGAAGCAGCUGAAUUAAUGAGGCUGAGAAGAGAAAGUGAAGAUUUGGGUUUUAAAGUUGUUGAUCUUAAAUUGUCAGUCUGCUGAGUUAAGUUUAUGUGCUUAGAUGCCAACCACUUGGUCCUCAUUGUUAAUACACUUGAAUUGUCCAACAGCCCCCUCGCCCAGCUCUGCUUUUCUUUCCCACCUUCUCCAGACACAAAUGCCCGCUUCCAGCCAAUUGCACAGCAACAUUAAAAGAUCACAGAUCAAGAGGCGUUUGUGUGUAAGCAGUGUCAACCUGGAUGGAAAUGGGUUGCAGGUGUGUGACAGUAGAAAAGAGUCAAAUCUAAAGUUAUGUCUUGCAUUUUUCUUUAAAUCUUUCUCUCCUGAGAGACGCUCUAUGUAGGAAUUGCACUAGUUUCAGUUUUAAUAUAGUGAGAGAGUGCAUGAUUGGCAAACAUUUAAAAUAUUUUGGGGGUAAUAAGAAUUGUUUUGAAUGUUUUAGACAACAGUGCUUGUUUGAACUGUAGUAGAUUGUGCAAACUGACUUGACUGCAAUUUUUUUUGUGAUUUAUGGCGUUUGAAAGACCAAACCAACCUUUAACAACCAACUAAACAAGAAGUCUGUAAACUCUUCUAAUUCAUUAAGCCUGUUGCAUCAUUACUACAUUUGGCCAUCUGAAACCAAAGGGAUUAUAUGUAUCAAUGUGAUCUGUAUGCUGUUUGCAGGUACUUUUUGUUAGCAACGUUAAUAUGUAAAUUUACUGGCUAUGCUCAAGACUACAGCAAAUGUGAAUUUUGAUAACUUGGUUUUACCAAAACAUGACAACUUGCAUUCAAUGUGAGGAAUCUUGUUGGUAAAAUUAAACGUGUUUCCAAAUGCUUUAAUACAUGUUGCACUGAAACAUCACAGUACCUGUUUUGCCUUUCUAUUCAUGUUUGCAUUCACAUAUUGUACUCAACAUCAACUAAACUCAGUUUUGCACUUGAAUAGAUGCUGUGCAAUUUGAGUAUGUAUCUAGGUCGAAGUGCCUUAAUGAAUGGCUUUACAAGCCAUUAAUUUGAAUUGUGGCCAAAAAUGUAACUUUGAAGGUGGGAGGGAGAAAGGGGUAUAAUUUUUUAAAACUGUUUUGGGAAUGCAUGGUUCAAGAAUUCUGCUGCCUUACGUGCUCAAACUUGUGUUAAAGCUUAAAUUUCAUUUGGAUGCUUGCAUUAGCUCUUUCCAUUGUUCUGUAAUUUUGCUUUCACAACCUGCAAUAUUUUGUCAAGAGAGCAGAAUGUGUAACCAUACCAACCAAUAAAUUUCAUGUUUUA
Messenger RNA from Callorhinchus milii (elephant shark), 3153 nucleotides. It is a transcript of the gene cd164, whose product is annotated as CD164 molecule, sialomucin. Bases 133 to 678 code for a protein of 181 amino acids. The transcript has 6 exons. Lineage: Eukaryota; Metazoa; Chordata; Chondrichthyes; Chimaeriformes; Callorhinchidae. The record is from RefSeq and is a predicted model, not a curated record. Gene Ontology annotation, cellular component: endosome; lysosome.